AUGAGUGACAAUUGUCUGCUGCUCAAUAAGACAAAUAAGGAGAUUUAUCUGGUGGACACCCAUCUUCAGACUGUGCGGAUAUGUCUCGGGGAGAGAAAGGGUUGUGUUAUUCGCCCUGGCAUAUGGACAAUUUCAGUGGAUACUGGCGAGAGAGACAGGUUCACUGAAAACCGACUCGUUGAGUUUUUACUUCUUCGGAGGCGGUUUAGUGUCUCGAUUCAUGGAGUCAUGAAACAAUCCGCUGAUGACCGAUCUGCCGAGGAUGAGAGAGGAGCUAAGCGACAAAAGCUUGAUGGCGGCAGGAUGAAAAGUCGGAUGGUCCAGAUCAAAGACUCGUCUCCGAAGCAAUCGGAACAUCUAUCUGUUGCUGGCAGCCACCAGCUACUUCCGGCGCCUCGAGAAGUCGUCAACAGAGCUGUCGUUCCUAUUCUAGAUCUGACAGACGGGGAGACGGCUCUCAUACGGGCCCCAGAAGUCAAUCUCGCUGAUACAAUGGGAACAUAUCGAUUACAGCGAAUCGAGAAGAUGGGUAACACAGGAGGUGCAGGCGUCUUUUCUUGCCAGCGUUCUGGUAUUCCAGAGAUAUUGGUUGCCAAAGUCCUCUUCUGCCCAGACCAUCGGGCGAUGUCAGAUGUGAGGAGAGUUACAGACAUGUGGAUGCAAGAGAAGACAAUGCUGGAAGGUUUAGAACAUAAAAAUAUCGUGUCGCUCAAGGGUGUUGAUGCCCGGUUUCUAGCAAUUUACCUAGAGUAUCUGCCGUCUUCGCUUCGCCGGGGACCUGGAUCAACGCCGAUUGGACCAUCCGAUGCUAGGAAGAUACUCUGCGAUAUGUCGUCUGCUCUUGCCUACUUGUCCAGACGAGGCAUUGUCCAUCACGAUAUCAAACCACAAAACAUCACAUACUCUGCCGAACGAGGUGCUGUGCUGAUCGAUUUUGGUAUGGCUGCUUCGGUCACCGACCCUGAUGAGCAGGGCGGAAGCCCUCACUUCUAUCCCCCUGAGUACGUGGAUGAGAAACUGGGAACCCGUGGUCUUCCUGGAGACAUAUGGGCACUUGGUGUUACGAUGCUCUAUAUAUUGCGAAAACUUUCUGCAAACUUCUUCCGGAGAGACAUCUAUUUACGCGACUUACGCGAUCUAGGGAGCCGAUCCUGGACCGCGUUCCAAGAUCUGCUGCAGGAAAUUGCGAGAGUAAGAAAACAGUUGAAUGUCGAGGACGUGGUUGAGAAUUUGAUCUUCCAGAUGCUGGAGCCAAACGUCAAACGAAGAGUCUCGGCUGCGGAUAUAGAGGUAGCGUUAAGGAGGAGCCAUGCUCCGACUGAGGUUGAUGAUGAUGCAGACGGGAAUGAUUAG
Molecule: messenger RNA, 1353 nt
Organism: Trichoderma citrinoviride
Lineage: Eukaryota; Fungi; Ascomycota; Sordariomycetes; Hypocreales; Hypocreaceae
Product: kinase-like protein
Exons: 2
Coding region: 1-1353 (450 amino acids)
Biological process (GO): protein phosphorylation; mitotic DNA damage checkpoint signaling
Cellular component (GO): cytoplasm; nucleus
Molecular function (GO): ATP binding; protein serine/threonine kinase activity
Source: RefSeq, a predicted model, not a curated record